AUGUCGGAAAGCAGAUCCGCCGGGCUAGAGAAGCCCAAGCCCAAGCACAAGCACAAGCACAAGCACAAGCACAAGCACAGGCAGAAGCACAGGCACAGGCACAGGCACAGACUCAAGCUCAAGCUCAAGCUCAGACUCAGGCUCAGACUCAGGCGCACACACACACACACACACGCAUACACACACACACACACACAAACAGACGCUCUGGCAGCGCCUCCUCUACCGGAGGCAGAAGAAGCAGAAGCAGAAGAAGAAGUAGAAGAAGAAGAAGAAGAGGAUGAUGAUGAUAUGGCAGGAUGGGGGGUGCCCGUGUCAAUCUGGAGAGGAGUUGAUGAUAACAAGAGUGGAAUAUAUGGAGGCAGAGGGCAAUCGGAAGGACUACCUACUCUUUUCAACACUUUCACAAUGGCCCCUAAACGCACUGCAUCCACUCUCCCCACCCCCCUGCGCCGAAGCAAGAGACAGCAUCAGCCUGAAGAGCCCACCAACUCUUCCGCCAAUGAAGAUGCUGCGCCCCCCACUGAAUUCUCCGAGUCCCAACCAGAAGAUGGGGACUACGAAGAAGAAGAAAUGUCCGAAGAGACGGAUGUCGAAGAGACGGACGUCAAAGAGACAGACGUCGAGGACACAGAUGUCGAAGACACAGACGUCGACAUGGACGAGGAGGAUGAGGGGCUUAGUUCUGAGCUGGAAGCCGUCGAAGACGAAAUGGAGGCUCAAGAGGCCCAAGAGACGGAUUCAGAAGACAAAUAUCGCCAACGCCAAGAGAUUCUAGAAAGGCGCCAAAAGGUUCUUCAGCAGAUGAACCUUCCAUCCGACCUUUUUGAGCGGCCAGAUGUCGAUUGGCUUGACACUCUUUUGGAAGUGUCAGAAGCCUCCGCUGAUAUGAAAGCGGCAAUUGGAAAGUUUGCCAUUCGACUUGGAAAGAAAGUGUACCCGCAAUCCCUUGUCGACGUCACAGAUUAUCGGAAUGACAUCGACAAAGCGUGGUGGCACUCCCACUGCCAAGAAAUGGAUAAGGCGUGGGAAGAAUACUUGGAAGAAUUGGCCAACAUUCUGGGCGAAGAGACUGACUUCGACAUAUCCACCUUGUCCAAGCCAUCUGGGCCGUUUGGUGCCGUCCUCCACAUGCAGUGGCACUAUCCUACAUGGAAGACUGCGGGCUCAAACUUCAACUUCGGCCACGUUAUGGACCCUGGAAACCCAAGUCUCCGGCAGCAGGAGAAGAAGAUCGGGCAUACGCCAGACGUAUGCACCUCCGACAUGAUCCCGAUCCGCGAAGACUCCAAGUAUCCAAAAUGGGAGACUGUCUUCGGCACCGCAAAAUGGUCAGCUAUACAGAAGCUUAGCAUAGACUUCAAUUACGCUAUAAUGAAGUCUUCACCUCUUGUGGUCCUUGUCGGAAAGGCAUGCUUUGACGCCUUUGAGAAAGAGCUCCGACAAGAUAGCUCAAUACGGCUCAUCAAAGUCUUGCUUGGGGUAUCAACGAAGAUCUUAGCCCAAAAUCCCUUCUUCUAUGCCGUUAAAGAUCGAGAAAGCGAUCAACUUCGGCAAUUAGUCUUUAUCUCCCCCCACGGCAGCCGAUUUGUGCUUGGGAGCUCGCCUAAGGAGGCCAUCUAUGCGGAUCUAGUUUGGAACGCCGCCGCCGCUAUUGCACGUAUCGACAUUGCGAGCCCAGAUCAUUUUUCAUGGGUUUCGGCAAAAAUGAAUACGAACUUCGCCAAAGGCAUUGAGGUUCGACGUGCACAAGGCUUCCAUGAACUGGAACCGGGCCGUGAGACUCAGCGAGCAAACGGCUAUCCAUCACUGGUCAGGGGUCGCGAAACUCGUCGGAAAAAAGGUUUCCCGGAGCUCAAGAGAAACCUCGAGGCUCGGCGUAAGGCAGGCUUCCCUGAACUGAAAAAGGGACGCGCCAUUAUGGCGGCUCUAGGCUAUCCCAACCUUGCCAAAGGUCGUCAGAUUCUCAAAGACCUAGGCCAUCCCAACCUUGCCAAAGCUCGCGAGGUGAUGCGAGCGAGAGGCCCUCGACAACCCAAAGAAGCAACAAAAGCCUUGCAAGACAAAUGUGAGGCCCAGAGGCUUGCCAGGUCUCGUGCUCUCCUCCGCAGCUUUGAUGUAAGGUAUCUUCUCCGCCACGAGUUGUCCUACUUCAACGAUGACGACAAUGCAAAGAACACGUACGACUUCUUUGCUGCGCUUCGUGGGUGGCCAAACGUAUGGGCAACUUUUGGUCCCAGAAGAAGAGCUGGCUACAGGCAGCAGAUUAGGAAAGCCCAUGGAUACUUUACGGCUUUGCGCGAGUCUCUGGAAGGCCUUCGCCAGACGCGAACCGAAGAUGGCAAACGGAUCAGUCACACGGCUGAACAACGGAAAUUCGCAAUCUGGUACGAUAAGGAUAACCACCCUUAUGGCUUGCGCUGGGAAGGGGAUGGAGGACCAAGUGGCGGCGAUACGGACCCAAAUAUUGCCAUUUCGAUCUUCUGGCACACCGAGACCAGACUGUUAAGGGAUCAGAAUGUCUUCGCCCAAGUCAUUCGUGAUGCCAUCCAACGCGGUCAUACUGCCAGCGUCAGCCUGGAUGACGGGGAGGACGGCAACAGCGACAACGGCAACGGCAGCGAAGCUUCUUUCCGUACUGCCAACUCUCUCCAGGGGACUUCCGGCCAGGAGGAGGAGGAGGAGGAGGAGGAGGAGGAAGAGGAAGAAGAUGGGAAUAGGGCAGAGUCCUCUCCCAGCGUACCCCUCGAAAUUCCCGACUCUGAUUCCGAUCAAGAAGACGGGAAUAGGACAGAACGCCCUCCAAGCUUGCCUGUCGAAAUCCCCGAUUCAGAUUUCGACCUAGAAGACGGGAAUGGGACACAGAUCCCUACAAGCUUGCCGUAA
Trichoderma virens Gv29-8 is the source of this 2886-nucleotide messenger RNA. RefSeq lists its product as uncharacterized. The transcript has 12 exons. The record is from RefSeq and is a predicted model, not a curated record. The coding region runs from base 1 to 2886 and encodes 961 amino acids. Lineage: Eukaryota; Fungi; Ascomycota; Sordariomycetes; Hypocreales; Hypocreaceae.